AUGGCUGCGCUCUACACCGGUGCACCCCCGCAAGGUGGCCCAGGCUAUUCGUUCAACCAGACCCCCAGAACUGUCCCAUCAGGCGAGCGGCAACAUGGUUUCUACCCCUACACCGACAACGGCGGAUCAACACUAGGCAUCUCCGGCGCCGACUUCGCCAUCCUAGCAGGUGACACACGUUCGACAUCCGGCUACAACAUCAACACACGAUACGCACCCAAGCUCUUUAAGAUUGGCGGCGAAGGACCAGACAACAAGGGCGCCCGGAUAGUACUGUCUGUAGUCGGCUUCGCCGCAGACGGUGAUGCGUUGAAGGAGCGUCUCGACACCAUUGUCAAGAUGUACAAGUACCAGCACGGAAAGCCCAUGACCGUCUCUGCCUGCGCACAACGACUCAGCCACAUCCUCUACAACAAGCGAUUCUUUCCCUACUACGUACACGCCAUCUUAGCCGGUCUGGACGAGGAGGGCAAGGGUGCGUUGUACUCCUACGACCCGGUCGGCAGCUACGAGAGGGAGCAGUGUAGGGCGGCUGGUGCUGCGGCAUCACUUAUCAUGCCCUUCUUGGACAACCAAGUCAACUUCAAGAACAUGUACGAGCCAGGCAGCGGCACUGGUCACGAACUCAAGUCAAAGCAAGCACAACCGCUACCACGGGACCACGUCGAGGAUCUGGUACGGGACGCCUUUACAAGCGCGGUCGAGAGGCAUAUCGAGGUUGGUGAUGGCCUUCAGAUGAUGAUCAUCACGAAGGAGGGCAUAGCCGAGACCUUCACCCCGCUCAAGCGGGACUAA
Messenger RNA from Alternaria postmessia, 795 nucleotides. RefSeq names its product Proteasome subunit beta type-6 (gene PRE7). Gene Ontology annotation, cellular component: proteasome core complex. Bases 1 to 795 code for a protein of 264 amino acids. The record is from RefSeq and is a predicted model, not a curated record. The transcript is spliced from 2 exons. Lineage: Eukaryota; Fungi; Ascomycota; Dothideomycetes; Pleosporales; Pleosporaceae.